Molecule: messenger RNA, 1484 nt
Organism: Triticum urartu
Lineage: Eukaryota; Viridiplantae; Streptophyta; Magnoliopsida; Poales; Poaceae
Product: E3 ubiquitin-protein ligase SIRP1
Biological process (GO): protein ubiquitination
Cellular component (GO): cytoplasm
Molecular function (GO): ubiquitin protein ligase activity
Source: RefSeq, a predicted model, not a curated record
GAAGAAAGCAUUUGGAGAGUCACAAGAUGGAAGAAGGUCAGGAAAGCAGGUACUGGUGCCACAGCUGCGCUGAGGUGAUUGUUCCUGUGGAGCCGGAGAAGAAGUGCCCGGACUGUGAUGGCGGGUUUGUGGAAGAGAUGGGGUCUGAGGGCUUUGAGCCGUCCACAAACGUGAGGUCUGAGCGGAACCUCUCGCUCUGGGCCCCGCUGCUGCUUGGGAUGAUGGGUGGUUCAUCGCGGCGGUCGAGGCCCCAGAGGGAUAUGAUGGAUUCUUCUUCUGAUGAGGACUCACGCCAAGCAAGGAUCAGAAGUGCGCUGAGGGAUACUGAUGAUGAGGAUGAAGAUGAUGAUGAUGAUUCUGACCGUGAGCUUGAAGACAUGAUUAGGAGGCGAAGGAGGAGGGGCUCGUCGCUUGUCAGGCUGCUCCAGACCCUCCGUGAUGACUUAAGGGGCUUGGAUGGCAUUGGCAGGGACAGGGACAGGGACAGGGACAGGGACAGCGAGAGAGACCGGGAGAGGGAAAGGGAACGAAGGGACAGGGAGAGAAGGGAGAGGGAGAGGGCUAGAAGAGAGAGGGAGAGAGCAAGGGAGAGAGACCGAGGGGGAGAAAGGACAGAGAGCUUAAUACUGAUCAACUCCAACAAUGAGGCCAUUAUUCUCCAAGGAACAUUUGGACCUAGUGACAACCAAGAGAACUCAAGCAACACAAGUACUGGCGUUUCACUUGGAGACUACUUUCUUGGUCCUGGCCUGGAUAUGCUCUUGCAGCGUUUGGCAGACAGUGACCUGAAUCGUUCUGGGACCCCGCCUGCCAAAAAGGAAUCUGUGGCAGCAUUGCCAACUGUGAACAUCCAGGAAGUAUUGGGCUGUACAGUCUGUCUUGAGGAGUUUGAAAUGGGGACGGAGGCGAAGGAGAUGCCUUGCCAACACAAGUUUCACUCCAAUUGCAUCCUUCCAUGGCUGGAGCUCCACAGUUCUUGCCCAAUUUGUCGAUUUCAGUUGCCUACCGAGGAGUCAAAGAACCCAUGUGAAUCAGGCAGUGGUGGUGGGACAGUGAGUGCUGAUGGAGAUCAUGCUGAGUCAAGUAAUAGUGAUAUAGAAGGUGCUAACCAUGAUGGAGGCAGUCUGCUUGAUGAAAGUUCAAUAAAUGAUAGAGAUGUGACGUCUGCGUUGAACGCGAUCUUCGGAGAUGGAUCCUCAUCAUCCUCAUCUGAUGAAAAUGGUCCACGUGCUUCUGAGAGCUGAAGCCAGCAUCGCCCUGGCUCCUGUGCUUCCAACAUGUAGACGGAGUCCUGAAAGAAGACUCUCGUGAGGCCGGCGUCUUUAUGCUGUGGUUUCCUGUAAAUAUUUCAAUUCGACCCUGCAAGACAAAGCUGUUUAUCUUCGCUUCUUAUGAAACCUAUGUGGCUUGUAACCGUUUAAUGCCCGCCACCGUGUUUACAGUAUGCGUGUGUGUGAAAUAAAAGUACUCUAGUAUGUUGUUUA